UUUCAGAAUUCAACGAUCGCGGUGUACUUCGCCACAAAAAGCUAUCCUUUUAGUAUGUGGAAUUGCAGUCAAAGAAUGCUCAUGGGGAAGAGAUGAAACGCACACUCCAACUACAACCUGGGCAAAUGGAUAUACGCUACUCAUGUAAAGAGUUGAUACAGGAGGCACGUAAACGGUUUUGAAAAAUGUAGUGAAGAGAAGAGUCGCAGCACCAAAAUGGACGAUAUUCCUGCAUGAAAGAGGACACGUCAACAAAUCGCCUGGCCUGUACAGUCCUGUUGGAGAGCAACAUACAGACGUUGCCUUCAGGAGGGAAUUCAGUUGAGAGGGCGUCAAGUUGGCGGCUCUAGGCCCGCGAUUCGCCCCCGAUGUUCUUCCAGUCUUUUCCUGAUGAUGAUAGGCCUACUUCUAGGUGAGCAAUGUUCGACCCGGGAUCACCAUCAUAUGUAUUUGGCCACAAUGCCCAAGGUAGGAGGCAACUUUCUACCGUCCGUCUACGAGCCUCUUCGUGGAGUGUCAGCGGUGCUUGUAGCCGGCUCCUGGUCGCCUUGACCACAUCGCCUGGUAGACUGAACCGACGGCAUGUGAUACUUGGCGUGCUCUACACUAUGGUGGGAAUUUCGUUGAUUUCCACGUUUUCAAUCUGGUCUGCUGUCACCCGUGGCGGAAGAAAUGAAUCCAUGAUUGUUGGCAGGCGGACCACGGAGGAACAAAUAAGGAAUACCUGUGGUACUACAAACGCUACCACUAAUGGCACAUGUAGUAAACAGCGCCCCCUGGGUUUAAAAGACAUGGCAAAGAGCCUGGGAGGUUUAGCAGACCUCUUCGCCAUACAACCAUGCAAUGGGAAGUGCGAGACAAAAAAGGAAGGGAAGGAGGCCCCGAAGAAAGCCGGAGCCAAGGAAAAAUCUUACGAGUGCCCCAAGAAAGCCGUCUGCCCAGAGUUGGACAUUCCUGGCUUAGUCGAGAAACGGUCCCUGAAUAUGCAAGACACACCGAUGAACGUGUCGGUGAUCAAGGUCAUGGGGAAGGACUGGCAGCGGGUGGAGAGCGCCGUGGAGACCGGCAACCAAGAGAUGCAGAAACUGCUGGGUCAGACCGCCCGGUACAACACCUCAGUACGCACGCCCAUCACAGAGAGUCUCUCCUGGUUGGGCAUUAGGCUAGGCAACUACACCUACCUGCCUGGGGGGCAUUGGACACCCACCAACUGCUUACCGAGAUGGAAGGUUGCCAUCAUCUUUCCAUACCGGAACCGCUCUUACCAUCUGCCCAUAGUGCUCCGGUAUCUGACACCCAUGUUGCAGAGACAGCUCUUGGAAUUCGCCUUUUACUCUAUCAACCAGGAAAAUAACCUUGCCUUCAACCGGGCCAUGCUCAUGAACGUGGGCUUCGUGGAGGCGUUAAAUUUCUCUCGCUGGGACUGCUUCAUCUUUCACGACGUGGACCACUUGCCGCUGAGUGACUUCAAUUACUACGGGUGUAGCGGCAUGCCCAGGCACUUCCUAAGCGGUGCGGACCGGUGGAAAUACAAGUUGCCGUAUGCCAACUUCUUUGGCGCUGUCACCGGCUUCACGACCAGCAAUAUUCUCAAGAUCAAUGGCUUUCCCAACGUGUACUGGGGCUGGGGAGGGGAGGACGACGAGAUCUGGGAACGAGUGAAGGAAGUUGGCCUGCCCGUGUCUCGCCCCAAAGGACCGCAUGGCUACUAUGAUGUCAUCAAACAUCAUCACUCCAGCGCGCCAGCGCUGAAAGACAGAAUGCAACUACUGAGAAACUUCAAGCCUCGCUUCAGACUCGAUGGGCUGAACAACCUCCGCUACAGGAAGCCUCGCUUUGAAUUCCACGCCCUUUACACGAAUAUCUCAGUGGACAUUCAGAAACUCCCUGUUGUGCCUCAUCAGUCGCCAAGAAGUCAGAGCACCAAGAACGACAGGCACUCCAAAGCGGUCAUCGCAUCACAGAAUGAAAAGCGCGCUGCUGCCGCCAAAAGAGCCCUGGCCAACGGCCACGUGAAGACCAAACUUGCCUCGGAUGUCAACACAAAUAAACGUGACAAGAAACCCGAAGUGAACAUUAAACCUGGAGAUCGUCAAAGGCCUGACGGGGCCAAGCAGGCAAAUGAAGGACUGCGGGAAGGUGACCCGAAACGCGCCCUGAAUGCAUCAAUGGUUAAGACAGACCAGGUACCGGCGAAGCCGCAAAGUUAACGCCCAGUUGUUGCCGUGUACAGACCUACCCAAUUCCUGAUUUUUUCCUAAUUCCCACAGAACUCUCUGGUCAGCUUUGUUAUGCAGAUCUGUUGCCCAGAACAAUGAAAACCACGUGACAUGUGACAUCAGACGUUGCCCACGAAGACGAUGGUGAUUAGAGUAGGUUUUCAACAGGGGAGGUUAAAAUAAAAAGGGUAAUCUUUUGAGUUUUGAGCCUGUUCCGCGUUAAUGUAGAAAUAAUAAGUUUUAAUUGAGGGUUUAAUUGUUGCCUGUGUCUUCGAUACGUUCGAUUCCAAUUUAAACUUAACCACUUUGUAUUCAUGUUUUAUAGCGGUAGUGAAGUACAUAUAAAUAGAUCGCAGAGCUGUGUAGUACAUCUUCCAAAAUGGAAUUUCGUACUUACGUAUAUAAAACCAGAAAUAUGGACGCUUAAAAAGCAGGUUUUCCCAGAAGCAAUAUAAAACUGAGCUUUGACUUUCCAAAUAAAGUAAUACGUUUAUGUGACUUGAAUGAAAUAGUGUUCAGUUUAUUUUAUCAAAAAAGAAGUUUUUUAUUCAAACUUAUUCAAAAUUCGUAAAUAAAUCGAGGAAUGGAUGACUUA
Molecule: messenger RNA, 2814 nt
Organism: Acanthaster planci (crown-of-thorns starfish)
Lineage: Eukaryota; Metazoa; Echinodermata; Asteroidea; Valvatida; Acanthasteridae
Biological process (GO): carbohydrate metabolic process
Cellular component (GO): Golgi apparatus
Molecular function (GO): UDP-galactose:glucosylceramide beta-1,4-galactosyltransferase activity
Source: RefSeq, a predicted model, not a curated record